Anopheles maculipalpis is the source of this 2328-nucleotide messenger RNA. Its product is annotated as protein claret segregational. The coding region runs from base 11 to 2317 and encodes 768 amino acids. Gene Ontology annotation, biological process: microtubule-based movement. The record is from RefSeq and is a predicted model, not a curated record. Gene Ontology annotation, molecular function: ATP binding; microtubule binding; microtubule motor activity. The transcript has 3 exons. Lineage: Eukaryota; Metazoa; Arthropoda; Insecta; Diptera; Culicidae.
ACACGGGCAGAUGUUUAACAUGGAUUCCAAAAUUCCCAAACCAGCGUUCUUGAAGAAACCUGCCGGACCGCUUAGUUUGCCCGGUAAUGCUCGUCUACCGUUAAGCAGAGACUUGCUUAAUCUCCCCCAAGCAAAUGCAACCAUGUUUGCCAAGCGUAUGGCCUCGCCCGAUAAGCCAAGUAACGGGGGUGUGUUGAACCGUGCCAAAUUGCGCCGCAGCCGAUCAGCUACCGAUCUAAACAGACCGGACUUCCAUCGCCCGAAGUACAUGUCCAAUCUGGCACCGAUAGCGUCAAGAUCGGUCGCUAUUAACGCCACAACCGUAUCGAUGAUGGUGGGCAGCGAUCUGAUCAAACCGCUAUCCGAAACCAACGGUACCAGAACGCACCUUCGCAGAAGUCGUUCCGCUUGCGACAUUGCGAUGAAAUCGAAUGUGUCCUCUGGGUCAUCCACAAAUACAUCAUCCGUAAGUGGGAUGUCAUCGUUGGCCGGAUACAAGCGACAGCCACCAGCCGCAGCCGCAGUUCGUAAUGGUGUACCGGCCAAGGUUUCCAAGAUGGUUACAUUAAACCCGAAAAAUGCUGGGCCAGCUGGGAUUGCUACAACCACGCUUACCAAACCAUCAUCACAGAAGCCAGCAAUCGCUCUAACUGCAUCAAAGAAGGCGAUGGUUCCGCCAAUAAAAAGUAUUUUAGGUGUCAAAACAGGUAGCAGUAGUGGUGGUGGCGGCGUAACUGUUUCGAGUACAAAAACGACCAGUGUGAAUGCUCCAAAAGCGAACGCCGUUGGCACGAAGCCAGUUGGCAAAACGAUGAACAAACGCAUUCCACCGUACGACUAUAAAGCCCGGUUUGCCAACCUGACCGAAAAGCACAAAGCGCUGGUGGAGAAACAUGAGAAACUCCAGGAAGAGCAUGCCAGCCGGGAAGCUCUGCAGGAGCUGUACGAUGAUUGUACCCGCGAGCUGAGCAAUCUGAAAAAUCAACACACCCAACUGCAGGCCGAACUGCGACAGAUCCGACUGGAGAAUGAAGAGCUAAAGCAAAGCAAUGUAACGCUCACUGCCGCCCUUCAGCACACGGAAACGGAAUUGAGCAAAUAUCGGGAAAAAUUUACCGUCGUCGAUCGGGAAAAUGAGGAGCUACGAAAACAGCUGAAAGAGCUGGAAGAGCGGACAGCUUACCUGGAGGAAGAAAACAUUACCCUGCAGGACACAAACCAACGCAACACGGAGCUGCUGUUCCACGCUAACAUCGAGCGAAAAGAUCUGCACAACAUGGUUAUGGACCUUCGGGGCAAUAUUCGGGUGUUUUGCCGUGUGCGGCCACCGCUGCCUUCGGAAGCGAACCGAAUCGAGUGCGGUUGGAAGUAUCUGGACGAGCAGUCGAUCGAGCUGAUUGCGAUGGACGGCACUAACAAGCGGAUGGAUUUCAGCUUCGAUCACGUGUUCCAUCCGCGCACGACACAGCAGGACAUAUUCGACAACGUGUCGCCACUGAUACAGUCCGCCCUGGAUGGGUACAAUGUGUGCAUUUUUGCGUACGGCCAAACGGGAAGCGGCAAAACGUAUACGAUGGACGGCGUACCGGACAGCUUGGGCGUUAUUCCGCGCACGGUCGAUGUGAUCUUCAACGCGGUCCAUGAUUACAAGUGCUUUGGCUGGGAGUAUGAGAUCCGAGUCACGUUCCUUGAGAUCUAUAACGAAGUGUUGUACGAUCUGCUGGACACCUCUGGCACGACGAAAGAGCUCGAAAUUAGAAUGGCCAAUGCGAAAAACAAAACGGAAGUGUAUGUGUCCAACAUCAUCGAGCAAACGGUCGAAUCGACUGGCCGUUUGCACCAGCUGAUGAAUAUUGCCAAGAUGAAUCGUGCAACGGCCGCGACCGCCGGCAAUGAGCGUUCGUCUCGGUCACAUGCGGUGACGAAAAUAACACUGAUCGGAACGCACCAGGACAAGGGUGAAACGUGCAUCGGUUCGGUGAAUCUCGUCGAUUUGGCCGGUUCCGAAAGUCCCAAGACGAGCGUACGCAUGGACGAAACGAAAAACAUUAACCGAUCGUUGAGCGAGCUGAGCAACGUUAUUUUGGCGCUGGUGCAGCGGAACGAACACAUUCCGUACCGGAACUCGAAGCUAACGCAUCUGCUGAUGCCCAGCCUGGGCGGCAACUCGAAAACGCUGAUGUUUGUGAACGUAUCGCCGUUUCAGGACUGUUUUAUGGAGACCGUCAAAUCGCUCCGAUUUGCGUCGCAGGUAAACUCGUGCAAGAUGCAGAAGGUGAAGAAAAAUAAGGUCCUGAAUGGUUCUGCGGUCAUGUAAUAGCAAGUAAA